This is a messenger RNA of Drosophila albomicans, 4479 nucleotides long. RefSeq names its product ensconsin (gene ens). Gene Ontology annotation, cellular component: microtubule cytoskeleton. Bases 16 to 3909 code for a protein of 1297 amino acids. Lineage: Eukaryota; Metazoa; Arthropoda; Insecta; Diptera; Drosophilidae. Gene Ontology annotation, biological process: microtubule cytoskeleton organization. The transcript has 15 exons. The record is from RefSeq and is a predicted model, not a curated record.
CCGUCGUCGUCUCAAAUGCGUGUUUUUCUUUCCUUUGCCCUACAAGUGCAAAACAAGAAGCCGAUUGAUUUUCUUUUUUGCUGCCGACAUAAUAUUGAUAUUCCUUUUGUAUUUGCAUUCAUGGAAAACAUACCCAAGCGACCCGAAAGCCGAGAGGGCAGCGCCGAACGAAAAGUGUCCAAAGAUCGCGAGGAGAAACUGAAAUAUGCGCGCGAUCGACAGAAUGAGGAACGACAAAGAAAAAUCGAGGAGCUGCGGGCUCAAGCGGAGGCGGCGCAAAAGUAUCGCGAACAAAAGGAGGAGGAACGACGACGUCGCAUCGAGGAGAUACGCGUGAGAGAUACAGAGAAGCGGCAUCAGGUGGAGGAGCGCAAAAAGGCCAUCAUUGAGGCCGAAAAGGAGCGACGUGAAUAUAUUCUCAAAAAGAAUCAGGAGCGCGAAUCGCGAAUAGAGACAAAGAAACGCGAUAGAAAUUCGAUUGCUUUCGCUUUUGGAUCAUCGACGCCACGUUUAUUGGAUGUGCCGGCUGAUUAUGGCCUGGUAUCGCCCAGCACCUUUUGGAGUCAGCGACGAUCAACAUCCAUAUCGAAUGUGGCGGGCGCCUCGCUCUCACGUCGCAGUUCCGAGCGUGAACUUGCCGAUAGUGGUGCUAAGAAGCGUGCCUCAUCCUCCACGGACAGACACGAUGAUCAUCGACGCAAAUCUUCGUCCAUGUAUGAGGUGUUCAAUUGGGGCUAUUCCAAUGAUGAGCCACCCAAGCGGUUCUCGCUCUCAAUCGCUGCCAAUGAGAUAAAUAUCGAUGGGCCAGCAGCGCCCAAUAAUCCACAAAAACUGAUUUCCACUACAACAACUACAACAACACCAACUGCGCACAGACAAAAUGUAGCAACAGCGACAGCUGCAAGCCACAACAACAACAACAACUACAACAAUAACUCAUAUCGUAAGGAAGAUAUCGUUGACACAUCACAGAACAUUAUGUUCCGAAGCGUUUACCGCAGGAAAACGGACCUCAUGCCGACAAUACCCAGCCCCCGAGACGGGCAUUAUGGUUCGCGCAGCUCACUGAGCACCACGCCCAGAACCCCAGGACGCGCCUAUUCGAUGAACCGCUUGGACCAACUGGCCCAGCCGAUACGACGCAAUGGCGAACAUGUGCGCGCCAUCGUGGAGCGGGAGCGACGCGAACGUGAACUGGAAAUGCUGGACGAGACGGCCUCCCUCGGCGGCGGAAGUGGAAGGCGUGGCCACUUGUCGCGAGGCAACAGCAAUCGACGGGCUGGAAGCGCAAGUGUGGGCAGCGCCAGUGGAAGUUCAACGGCUGUGGGCGCCAUGUCGAGGAGCAUGACCCAUUUGGCUGGUGGAGUUGGAGUAGGAGGAGGUCAGCAGCGUGAGCGUGGAAAGUAUUCACUUGGUGGCGGCAUCUCGACUAGCUUUCGUCCCUUGGGCAGCACUGGUCAGCGUGAUUCCAGUAAGAGCAUGUCACAGAUUAGCUAUUCGUGGUCCCAAUUUGGCACAGCAAACAAUCCACCACAAUCAGCACAGCAACAACGCCAAUCGAGUCUUGGCUUGCAAACGAGCGCAACUAAAAAAUAUCUACAAUCAUCAUUUGCCUCAUCCCUCAACAAUGCAUCCUAUACGACAGCCUCAGCGAAUGCAACUAGGCGUGCCCAGCAGCAAUAUGCGAUCUAUAAUACAACAACAACAACUACUAACCCACACAACAACCACCACCACAACCAACACCACCACCACCAACGUUAUCUCGAUUUCGAUCCAAACUCAUUGUUGCUCAUGAACUCUUCUAGUUUGUUAGUGAAUGCAGGCUCGCGAUCAGGGAAUGUGACACCUGGCGGUCAUGGACACUUGAGUGGCUCACGUCCAGGCAGCGCCAUGUCCACAUCCACAACGUUGUCCACAUCGGGAUUGGUGCCCCGACGUCCAGGCACAGCCUCCACACGUAAGCCACGGCCAGCCAGCAUUGCCGGCACCGGCAUGUCCCUAGAGGAGAUCAAUAAAUUGAAGAGGGAUCAGAAGCCGCCGGUGAAGACAACGAGCGCCUCGCCAUCCACGUCUACAGCACAAACGACACCCAAACGAACCGCGAACCUGAUGUCCACCUCAAUGAUUGUCACCUCCAGUUCAACGCGCAUGCACAGCGCCGAGAAGAAGACGCCAUCGAAGCGGGAGCCGCUGCUGCCUAAGGCCGCGUCCGCAUCGAAGGCACAGCAGCCGAGCCGCACCGCCAGCUCGGAGCGCAUCAGUCGACACGCGAAGGAGUCGAUCAACAAAGUCCCUUCGGUCAUGAGCACAUCUAUGAUUGUUACCUCCACAACAACCACAACAAAAUCAACAGCUGAAUCCGCUCCAGCAGCAGCUGCACCCGCACCCAAGGCUAACGGUGUGGCAAAGGAGCAGCCAGAGCAAGAUGCAGAGGUUCCAACAGCUGAGGUUACAGCGCCUGCGGUCAGCAAGGCCGAGAAGGAGGCUCUAAACACUGAGCAGGCGGAACAGGAGCAACAGGAGUUGGUGCAAUUGGUGGAAGCGAAGGCACAACCAGAGCCAGUUGCACAGGAAGAGCAGCCACCAGCGGAGCCAGUUGUUGCCCAUGUGGAGGAGAAGGCCGACGAGGGCAACGAGAAGCCAACACAGGAGGCAACAGUUGUCGCUGUGGCGAAGAAGACAUCACGCAAUGGCAGCAAGGAGAAUUCAGAGGUGCGUGAAUUAACGCCACCAACGACAGCCGCAGCUCCAGUUGCAGUUGCUGGACUCGCUGUUGAGGGGGGCAACGAUUUGAUGACCGCAUCGAUGAUUGCCAAGAAGAUCACGACGGAGGAGGAGGCAAAGGCGGCAUUAGCCGAACGACGACGCCUGGCCCGCGAGGAGGCCGAACGACAGGCCGAAUUGGAGCGACAACGUGUCGAGGCUGAGCGCCUCGCCGAGCUCAAGGCCCAGGAGGAGGAAGCCGAACGUCAGCGACUCUUCGAGGAGGAAUCCACACGUCUUGCCGAAGAGCAGCGUCGCGGCGAAGAGGAGCGUCUGCGCAAGGCCAUCGAGGAAGCACAGCAGCGCGAGGAAGAGGAGCAGCGACGACGCGAAGAUGAAGAGCGUCAGCGCAUUGAACGCGAGGAGGCCGAAAAGAAGGCCAAGGAAGAUGCGGAAAAGCAACGCGUCGAAGUCGCCGAGCGUCUCAAGCGUGAGGAAAAAGAGCGCGAAGAGCGACGCAAACGUGUCGAGGCAAUUAUGUCGCGCACUCGCAAGGCUGGCGCAGCUGCCACGCCCAGCAAGGAAUCAAGUGACGCCAAGGCUGCGACAGCGGCGGCGCCCAAGGAAAGCGACAGCAACAGCAGCAGCAGCAACAACUCGACAGGCGGCUCACCCAACAGCAGCAGCAGCACAGACGCUGCUCCAGUUGCGCCCGUUGCUGUGGCACCCACAGCAGUGGCUGCUCCGGCAGCUGUUGCAGAGCCCAUCAACAGCCAGGCGAUGUAUGAGCAAUCGGUGCUGGACAAGGAGAACUCGCUGAUUAACAGUUUCUCCAACAUGAUUAUCGACGAGAAUGCCAAGAACUUGCAUCCGUUUGACGUGAGCAACGGCAAGUUGCAUGUGGAGACCACGACAACAACGGGAGGAGGAGCUGCUGUCGUUGUGCCGCCCGUAGCAGUGGCCAAUGGCAAUGGCCACAUUGAGAAUGUUAACAAUAAGAAUGACAUCAAUCUGCUGCAGGAUGCAGUGAAUCCAGUGGCCGUCAGUCAGUUAAUUGAUCUGAGCAUUGAGUCACAACAAGAUCUGCACAUCAACAACAACAACAAUAAUAACAACAACAACAGCUUGCUGACAAGCACAGCGGCAACCACCACGCUAGUCACUGCUGAUAGUCACGAGAAUAAAGAUAUAUCGUUGCUGUGAAUCCGAUGAGAAGGAAACCAAACCAGAUUGUUUGUCGUAAAACUAUCUACAAAAAAAAACUGAUAUAUAGCUAAAUGUGUGUGGAGUAUUUAUUUAUAGAUUGAGAUAGGAUCAACAAUGCGAUGAUGCAACACGAUGCGAUUCAAGACGGAGUCGUGUCGCGAUGUGUGUUUGGAGAAUGUGCAAAAAAGAAUGCAACAAAUUAUGGUUACUAGAGCUAAACUAACAAACAAACAGGAAAACAAAAUGCUUAUAUAAAAAAAAAACAACUAUAUACACUCUAUUAUACAAAUAGAUAUAUAUAUCUACAAUAUAUACAUAUGUAUGUAUGCAUUAUAAAAUGAAGCAGUCAAAAUAACUGCAAGAGACCGAGAAAAGUGAAGCUGAUGAAGCAAAAACCGAGUGCAUGUAAUAUUAGUUAAGAACUAAGACAAAAACUAAACAACUAAAAACAAGAGAGAAAUUUUUGAUGAUGGAUGGAUGGAUGAACGAACGAACGAACGGAUGAUAAUGAUAAUGAUGAUAAUCAGCCUGACAAUUGGUUAGCAAUUCGAUAUCAAAAAAAGAAAA